Prunus armeniaca (apricot) is the source of this 183-nucleotide messenger RNA. Lineage: Eukaryota; Viridiplantae; Streptophyta; Magnoliopsida; Rosales; Rosaceae. The record is from the annotation of a GenBank genome assembly.
AUGCGGAAACCACCGGUGGUCUUUGGCACCAUCAAGGAAGCUUUCACGCUUGACGAACAAUCACGUGCAGCACCAAAAGAAAAUGUGAACAUGGAAGAUUGGGACACAUGGCUGAUCAAAGAUGCCAUAAUGGGUUUCAAAGGAUCUAAAGUUGGGCCUAGAGCAAUAUUCAAUAAGGUCUAA